ACCCAUCAGGACCAUGGCGGCUCUCAGGUUCUUGCUGCUGCCCUUGGGGCUCUUUCUGUGCCUUGGAUGGAAGCUUACCUUGGCCAGCCCUGCAAAUUACAGUGACAACUGCCUGGACUUCCAAGACGUUUUUAUCACCAUCAGCAGCACAGGCAUCAAGGCCUCUCCAACAGUCUAUGAAAGCAACACAGUCUACACAGUGUGGGUUCCCGUGAAUGCCAACCUCAGCUCUGUGGUCCUGCGAGCCCUGGACAGGAACAGCAAUUCAGUGGGCUCCUGGCAAGGUGCAGAUAAACACUGCAAUGACAGUGUUCUCUAUUACAUGAAGCCUGGGGACAACACGCUUAUCAAGGUGCAGUGGACAGCUCCUGCUUCUCACAACAUCACCGAAGUGGAGCUGCAAGCCUUCUGUGUAGACUUCAACAACACGGCUUUGUUUUCUUCCCAGAAGCUGGACAGAGCAGUGAUGACUACAACCAUGACCUCCAACCCUACCACAGCCUUCACCUCCAAGACUCCCAUAGCCUCAACUUCGAAGAUCUCCACAACUUUGCCCCCCAGGAUUUCCACUGCCUUGACGUCCAGAACUCCUAAUAACCCAUCCACAACUACAACCACAACCAAAACCACAACCAAAACCACAACCACGAGCUUGGCCCACAGAGCCUUCAGCAGUUCCAUCACAGGUGCCGUUCAUAUCCUGCUCGUCUUUCUCACCAGCAAACUCCUCUUUUAA
Messenger RNA from Ochotona princeps (American pika), 736 nucleotides. RefSeq names its product placenta expressed transcript 1 (gene PLET1). NCBI's taxonomy places the organism in Eukaryota, Metazoa, Chordata, Mammalia, Lagomorpha, Ochotonidae. Gene Ontology annotation, cellular component: external side of plasma membrane; apical plasma membrane. The transcript is spliced from 4 exons. The record is from RefSeq and is a predicted model, not a curated record. Bases 14 to 736 code for a protein of 240 amino acids. Gene Ontology annotation, biological process: positive regulation of cell migration; negative regulation of cell-matrix adhesion; wound healing, spreading of epidermal cells.